Lathyrus sativus (Indian pea) is the source of this 336-nucleotide messenger RNA. The record is from the annotation of a GenBank genome assembly. NCBI's taxonomy places the organism in Eukaryota, Viridiplantae, Streptophyta, Magnoliopsida, Fabales, Fabaceae.
AUGGGGAAAAACGACUUUCUCACACCUAAGGCAAUUGCCAAUCGAAUUAAAGCAAAAGGACUGCAGAAGCUUCGGUGGUAUUGCCAGAUGUGCCAGAAGCAGUGUCGUGACGAGAAUAGUUUCAAAUGCCAUUGCAUGAGUGAAGGGCACCAGCGUCAAAUGCAAAUUUUUGGACAAAACCCAACUUGCAUAAUUGAGGGCUAUACUGAAGAAUUUGAGACUACUUUUCUUGAGCACAUGAAGCGUAGCCAUCGAUUUAGCCGUGUGGCUGCGACUGUAGUGUAUAAUGAAUAUAUAAAUGAUAGAAACCAUGUUCAUAUGAACUCCACUGAGUAG